This is a messenger RNA of Cariama cristata (Red-legged seriema), 523 nucleotides long. RefSeq names its product cytochrome c oxidase assembly protein COX16 homolog, mitochondrial. The transcript has 4 exons. NCBI's taxonomy places the organism in Eukaryota, Metazoa, Chordata, Aves, Cariamiformes, Cariamidae. The record is from RefSeq and is a predicted model, not a curated record. Bases 1 to 267 code for a protein of 88 amino acids. Gene Ontology annotation, biological process: mitochondrial respiratory chain complex IV assembly. Gene Ontology annotation, cellular component: mitochondrial inner membrane.
AUGUUCUGUCUGUAUCUUGUUGGAGGAUCUUUCGGACUCCGUGAAUUUGCUCAAAUAAGAUAUGAUGUCCACAAACUACAUGGCAAGGUUGAUCCAGCUUUGAAAGAAAAAUUAAAACAGAACACUGUGACACUAGAAUCUGAAUAUGAGAAGCUGGAAAAGUCUGACUUGGAUAACUGGGACAACAUCAGAGGACCCCGUCUAUGGGAAGAUUCUAGAACUGUUCAGAAGCAACGGCGAGAGGCUCUCCGUCUCAAGACAGAGUGAUUGAGCAAGCCUACUUUAGUGCAUCUAAAAAAAAAGUCUCAGGCUGGACUGUCUUAUUUUUUAAACUAGUGUCAGGGUCAGACAUGGGAGGGGGAAAUUGCACUGAGCAAUUUAUGCUGGUGUAUAUAUAAGGAACUGUGAGAUCAAUCCAAAAGACACUGUAUUAUGUUUGCUCUUUGUUUGCAUCCAUUUGCACAGAGUUCCACAGGCUGUAUAUACGAAUUCUCAAUUAAAAAAUAGCUGAUUAUUCUACUGA